Molecule: messenger RNA, 3274 nt
Organism: Centruroides sculpturatus (bark scorpion)
Lineage: Eukaryota; Metazoa; Arthropoda; Arachnida; Scorpiones; Buthidae
Exons: 17
Coding region: 156-3242 (1028 amino acids)
Source: RefSeq, a predicted model, not a curated record
AUCAGCGAGCUGAAUUAUGCGUGUUGGAGUAUUAAACAUGUCACCUCCGAUCUCCCAUACCGUGGGUGGUUUAAUAGUUAUUAGACAGUGGACUUUUAUAUCUAUUCACCCUUUUGCACUCCCCAGCAUCGAAGGUUUGGUCCCUGACGGUGACGAUGGAUCUGCCGUGUGAUCAGGCAAAUCCGUUGCUGGAUCACACAGCCCAGAAAGAAAAAAGCGAAUUGGCUCAUCGAGGAAAAUUAGGUAAAAGAAGAAGACCCUCCAGAGUGUGUCUGAAGGCGAAUUUAAUAGCUUCUUCUCAGGUAGAAGAUGACGAAACACGAUCGAAAAUUGGGAAAAAGUUGAAAAACGAAGAGAAUAAAUGCGAUGAGAAAAACGACGAAGAUUGCCGAAGAAACGGAGACGUGGACGAAACAGCCGCUAUAAUUAAGCAAGGACCGAAAGGAACCAUAAUAGAAAUCUGCAGUGGAAGAGAGAGAGAAAUUCCUAUUCUUAAUCGUAGCCGUAGUCCCGAGAACGAUGAUUUCUAUUCCGGUCCCGUGAUAAAAGGUGCCAUUUUGAAAACACCAGAAAACGUAAAUAUAGAAAAACAUUCCCUAAACGUAAUGGAAAACGGUAUUGGGUCGAGUUCCGACGACGAGGAGGAUUUUCUAAUCGAAGACGUGUCCAGUCGCCGUUGGAAAUCGCUCCCGUCCCUGGAUAAAGCCACGAAAUCCGAGGAAAAGGAAGACGCCCCGUGGGUUGGACAGGUCAAGUUGAGACACGUCGACGAUCCCGAAAGUCCAAACAGAAGAGGCUGCAGCGUGCUGUUUUUCGGUCCUCUACCGAAACCGCCCCCGACGACGGUAGACGGAAGCGCCGGAAGUGGCACGCCUUCCGCUAACGACUGGCAACUUCCGCAGACGCAACAAAAAAGUGGGAAUACAUUCCGUCCGGUCAGAACUCGUCCCGCUUCGCUAUGCGAACGCGUGCAAAUCCAAACGUGGGACAGGCGCCAUCUGACGGCUAACUCGAGAACUAACGGAGAAAGGAAGCGGGACUCGAAAUUUCGCAGAAGCGACCCGACCAGGAAUAGCAAAAUAUGGCAGGACAUCCCCCAAAUUACUCACGCAUCGAUGAGCCACGACUCCCAUCCGGAAGUCAAAGAGGUGGUUAAAGGAUGGAAAACAACAGAGACGUUGGAAAACGGCGUACAUCGCUCCAAGAGUUUAAAUGGAAUCGAUAAAGACGAUCGUCAACCGGAAUGGAUCGAACUAAGCAAAAAAGUAACGAGUAAAAACAUCGAUUGGGAUAACUUGCCCACUGCCAAAAAAGGCAGUCGAGGGAAAAGUUUCCAAAACGAAUUAAGAGUGGUAUGGAAAAAAUUGGGUAAUCAGCUGAACAGUGAACCUUCGAAUGAAAAGAAGGCCGAAGAAAAAGAAGAAAUCGUCCUGAAAGAAGACGAUUUACCUGUUAUAAGAAACUGUUUAACCAAGCAAGAUUCUUCAAAACUUUCUUCUAAAAUGUUUUCUCACCGGGAAAAAUUAGAUACAAAUGCUAAUUCUCGGUGCCAGAAAAAAGCGGCUCCGAUCGACGAUCACGUUCACGAAACUUCCAAAAACAAUUCCAUUUGGUCAUCCAACUCGUUGGGAGGAAACGGAGACGUCUCUUGGAUUAAAGAAGCCGAAAAAAGAAGACAGAAAUACAUGGAUUGGCAACGUCCAGCCGUAAAAGAAGAAGACGAGAAAGAGGAAGAGGAGCCAGAGGGAACAAAGAAUGUCUUACAAGUGUGCGAGAACGUCGACAAAGCGCCGGUUCCAUCACGUGAAGAAAAUAAAGGUAACGACGAAGAAACUUCUCCCUUUGCCGUUAAACUUCGUCGAGUUCGUUGCGCAAAACCCGAAGAAUGCUUUCAUCGAGUGAAAUGUCCACUUCCUUCGCUCGACCGGGCUGACGAACAACGAUCUUCGGUUUCUCGUCGUCAUUCUUCGCUUUCUUCUCCCCGAUCGAAGACGGGAAGUGACGAAAGUGAAUCUGUGGUGCGAAACGGAGUCGACAACGAAAAUGGAACUUCCUGCAAACAAUCGAGCGGCGAAUCGUUCUCCGUUCAGUUGUCCGAUUUCGAAGGGGACAACUUCUACGUCGUCAUCAACGAGCGGGACGACGAUAGCUUUUUGCAAAUCAAAUCGGCCAACCAGAGCGGUUCUAAUAACGAUAACUCGACUUCUCGUAGUUUUAAGAGAGAAGAUACAAAACUAGAAGAAUGGACAGAAAAAGAGAAGGCUGUUGCCAUUCGGAAAUUAAUCAAAGAAGUCGAGUCCGUCCGUAACGAUAAACUAAAGAAAGAAGGAAUGGCUAAUGGCGACCACUUUAAUUCCUAUAACGAAGAUUCGACCGUAAUGAAUUGUCGGAAGUCAAUAAUUAGCGCGAAUUCGACAAAUUCCGACGUUCGGACCGAAGUAAAUAAGUCGGAAGUGUACGUAGAUGCAAAGGAAAACGGAAAAGAAAUGGAUAGCAACUGCAGGGGGAACGACAGAAACGAUUCCCUCGACGAGGAACAGAAAAAUGAAGACAAAGAAAGUAAGGGAAAUGGAUUGGUAACAAAAACGAGAAACGGGAUCCAAGAAACUUUCGAAAAUUUAACAAUCAACGGAAUAAGCGCUAUUCCCAUUUAUCCCAGAAAGACGAAACGUAGUCACAAAACGGAGACUCUAGAAGAGAAAGCAUCUAGAAUGACGAACGACAUCUGCGGAGUCCUGAGCAGUUUAGGUAGACAUAAAACAGAAGUGGAAAAACAAUCGCUUCGACGAGACAUCCUGAAGACCCUGACGUGCCCCAGCAUUCGUCAAAAUAAAGAGAAGCCUUCGAGAACUUUAACCUUGGUGACGUGCGACGGAGACGGUUUAGUGGCAUCUUCGGUGCAAGGACGUCUGUCGGAACUCUCUUCUGUGGGAGUUCAAACGAAUUGCGACGAUAUAGAACAGGAGGUGUCGGAAGAAAAGAAGAAUCCGAAAAAAGUUCAGACGAGAAUUAAGAAGAAAACGGUGAAAAUUAUAAUACACGAAUGCGAAGACGACGAAGAGAAGCAAGAAGUGGUAGAAGAAAUCGUGGAACAGAUCUUAGAGCCGAGACAGCAGAAGGGGAAAAUGGUGAGAAAAGAACCGACGAUCUGCAGAGCCGUAGAAGAGACCGAAGACGGACAUAAAUACUUGGCCACUACAGUAACGGACGGUUGCACUUUUUGUAUCGACGAUAGUUCGUAGCUACGUCACGUACGUAGGAUGGCAGUUAGGCC